AUGCUAGCACAGCAUAAUCGUGGACUAAUGGUACGGCCACUGCGUGUCAUAGUCAAGACAUCAAUUGUUCAAACGCAACUCUCAGAAGUCACUAAAGUCAACACCUCACAGUACAAAUAUCAGACAUCACCUCAGACACACCACAAGUUAAUAAAAGGCGCUACAGCCAAUGCGUUCCAGUGCUCGAGGCAAGUGCCAGAGUGCCAGUGCCACCACCUGGAGGCUGACUGUUCAGGACUCAACCUAAAGAACUUCCCAGACAUCGAGGACAACAUCAACCGCCUAAUGUUCGCAGAUAACAACUUAGGGGUAACGCUGCAGGAGCAGCCAAUCCAAAUCCACGACAGCAUCGUCUACCUUGACCUGUCGAGGAACCACAUCCAGCACCUGAGGAACGGCACUUUCAAGUACCUGUGGCGCCUCCGUAUUCUGAUUCUAAGGGAUAAUAACCUGACUGCUAUAAGUGAGGGAGCUUUCCACGGUCUCCACAACCUCCGCACCUUACACCUCAACGGUAAUCAAAUUGGAUCACUCAGCCCCGUCGCGUUUUAUGGUCUGGGCGCCUUACCUACGCUUGACCUGAGUCAUCAGCGUCUCAACCACGUCUCUCCCAGAGCCUUUGUUGGUCUACGCAACCUUACCACACUGACUCUCUCCCACAACCUUCUGACAGUGUUGGAUGACGCAGCCUUCACAGGUCUGCGUAACCUGAAGAUGCUAGAUUUAAGGAACAACGCCAUUGAGACCCUGAGUUACCAGCUCUUCCAUCACAUACCCAGACUUCACCAUCUGGAGACGGAUGAGUGGCGGCUGUGUUGCCUGGCAAGACAUGUGGAGAAGUGUUUACCAGUGGCUGACGAGUUCUCCUCCUGUGAGGACCUGAUGUCCAACCUGGUGCUGCGGGUGUGUAUCUGGAUCCUCGGCUUCAUAGCUCUCCUCGGUAACUCCUUUGUCAUCAUCUGGAGGAGCAUCUAUUCCAGUGGCAACAAGAUGCACUCGUUCCUGAUCGUGAACCUGGGUGUGGGUGACCUCCUGAUGGGUGUCUACCUGUUAAUUGUUGCUGCUGUGGACCUGAGGUACCGAGGUGUGUAUGCUGCCUAUGAGCUCUCCUGGAGGACAUCUUCUCUCUGUCAGUUAGCUGGAUUCAUCAGUACCUUCUCUUCUGAGCUCUCCGUCUUCACUCUCACUGUGAUCACAGUUGAUCGAUUGAUCGUCAUCAAGUUCCCGUUCGGAGUGCGUCGAGCAGAAGAGAACGUGACGAAGGUGGUGAUGGCUGGAGUGUGGAUGCUGGUGAUCCUCCUGGCUGCUCUUCCUCUCACCAACCUACAAUACUUCAGUAACUUCUACGGUCGUUCAGGCGUCUGUCUGGCGCUACACAUCACCAAUGAGAAGCCAAGUGGAUGGGAGUAUGCUGUCUUUAUCUUCCUCGUUUUAAACUUAAUGUCGUUUGGAGUGAUCGCCGUGAGUUACGUACUGAUGUACGUGGCUGCUACGGACACGCACACGGCGGCACGGAAGGGCACGGAACCUGGUGGAGGGGACGGAGGAAUGGCCAAGAGAAUGACACUGAUUGUUGCCACGGAUGCUGCUUGCUGGCUCCCCAUCAUCUUCCUGGGCAUCGCUUCUCUCUACGGUGUCACCAUCCCUCCCAGGGUAUUCUCAUGGAUCGCUGUGUUUGUGUUACCUCUGAACGCUGCCGUCAACCCUGUGUUGUACACGCUCUCAACGGCACCCGUCAGGAAAAGACUCAAGCACCUGCGACACAGUGUUACCAGCAAGCACUCGAGGUCAGCGUCAGCAAUAUCAGGGAAUCGUCUGACGUCGUCGUACAAGAUCCGCGGCUCAACUUAUGUGACGGAAGUCAGUCCGUUGGGUGACAUCGCUAAUUCCCAGAUGUGUGUUUAUACAUCACCUGCGUCUCACUUCCCAGAACCUCUUCACUUCAUUCAAAAUAUUACUAAAGAAAAGACGGACACGGUAAACAAUGAUCCUGGAAGCCCUCCGAUCUUGUCCGUGAAAGGUGACGAUAAUGUCCACGGACGUCUUUGUCGGCACAAGAAAGAGGGCAGCAACAGUCGCGGAAGUCCUUUACUCUUGUCAGUGAACGGCAGUGACAGUGUUCACGAGCAUCUGUGUCAGAAACAGUUACUGUCUACACAGAUGCUUGAAGAAAACAGAGAUCCCGGGGUGAUCGAACUGGUACCUCUUGAGAAACUCACAACCACCAUUCUUGGUACCAAGAAGAACACGUUAAGUCGCAAGAUAACUCGUAAAAAGAAUCUCUCUGACAAUCGGUACGACUAA
Messenger RNA from Cherax quadricarinatus, 2304 nucleotides. NCBI's taxonomy places the organism in Eukaryota, Metazoa, Arthropoda, Malacostraca, Decapoda, Parastacidae. The record is from RefSeq and is a predicted model, not a curated record.